ACACAUUAUAGUGUGACACCGUCUAACAACGUGACCUUCCACAUACAUUUGACGAGCACUCUGCGACAUGUGAACACAACUUCGGGGAUAUUUCGGACAAUUAACAAGAUGCAGAUGUUACUUAUAACAUUUUCAUGACAGCAGAAAACGGAGAGAACCGGGUUGAUAACACCUUUGGUUCCGUUUAAAUUCUUCAAGACGUAGCUACAGUCUAUAUUUCAUAGUUUUAGUAUUUUCAGCUGCAGCUUGAAAUAAUUUAUCGCAAUGUUACGGUGCUUCACUACCCAGGGCUUUUAUGAACUCUGGAAAUGCAGUCAUAUUGUGGCGUCCUGUGUUACCAAGAGGAAAGCCAUAAGUUUUCUCCCAGUCAGCAGCGCCUGUCAUCACCGACUAUCCAUCCAUGCUCGCCACUUCAAUACCGGAAGCCCAGUGUGGAAAGAUGCCCUCCAGCCAAAAGGAGAUAAAUCCGAGGAAAUACAGACAAUAGAUCUGGAAAAAUGGAAAUCUGUAAUGAGAUCCCAAACGGCAUCAGAAGAGAAAGUCAAUGAUGAAGAAGAAGCAAGUGAUGAUGAAAACCUCAAAGAACCAGGAGGUGUUGUAAAUGACAGUUCUUUACUGGAGGUAACUCGGGAUCUGGUUGCAAUGUGGCGGCAAGCUGGGAAGCUUGUACCUCAAGAGAUGACUGAUGAAGAGGUUCAGAUGCUGGCAAAGCUCACCACCAAGUCCUCCAGGAAGAAGUACCUGAAGUACCUGGCCAUCACGGAGGGCCAUAAAAGGGCCCGUAAGGAGAAGCAGCAGCAGAGGAAGGCAGACAGGGAAGCUUCAAUGGAGCAGAAAAGAGAACAGGACAGCGAUGCAGAGGAAGGGGAUGAUCAGAGAGGACAGGGGCUUAAAAACACAUUCCUCCUCCAGUUCUGGAGCCGCUCCCUGGACAAGCUGCUGGCCUGGAGGAGCGCCCAGGCCAUGCAGUUCGGUCAGCCGCUGGUAUUUGACAUGAGCUAUGAGUCCAACAUGACCAGACGGGAGGUAGAGAACACAGUGUCCCAGCUGAUGGAGGUGGAAGGGUGGAACCGGCGUGCCACCGAGCCCUACCACCUCCACUUCUGCAACCUGCAGCCAGACGGGGCCUACAAGCAGGAGCUGCUCAAACGAUACGGCGCACAGGCCUGGGAUCGCCUGCUCGUCACCAGCACUGACCGCCAGCAUGUCGAUCUGUUCCCCCGUGAACGGCUCGUAUACCUCACGGCAGACUCCCCCAAUGUUCUCCACACGUUUGACCACAACAAGGUGUACAUCAUUGGAGCUCUAGUGGACCGGUCGAUCCAGUCAGGCUUGUCGUUGGCCAAUUCCAAGCGUCUGAAGCUGGCCACAGCCCGCUUACCGCUGGAUGAGUUCCUCCACUGGGAGAUGGGAGCCAAAAAUCUGACUCUGGACCAGAUGAUCCGCAUCAUGCUCACACUCAAGGAGACGGGGAAAUGGGAGGAGGCGUUUAAGUUCGUGCCUAAGAGGAAGCAUGAUGGCUUCCACCAACAACAGACACAGAAAGAGAUUACCAAUAACAGAGUCAGGGGAGUCACAAAUCACGCACCAAGAGAGGACGGUGACAGGUGCUUAAGAUCUGGUGAAAGGACACUUAAAAAUGAGAGCCAAAGUCUUUACAGGUCCCAUAAACAGUCUGGGUUCACUGGUAGAGACAGAGUGGCUGGACUGGCCAGUGACAGAGAAAACAAACCAGCUUCAACCAGAGUACGGACAUCAUUUCAGAGCAAGAUGGAGGGAAGAAAAGGUGCAGGCAAAAGCAAGACGUGGUGGGAUUUCGAGUGAAAAACUGUAACUUAAUGAGGACAUGUCUGUUUACAAGCACUGUCUGAGGGAAUGUCAAAAACAGGACAAGUGGUAAAUAAAAUGUAAUAGAUUGUCA
Messenger RNA from Siniperca chuatsi (mandarin fish), 1921 nucleotides. RefSeq names its product tRNA methyltransferase 10C, mitochondrial RNase P subunit (gene trmt10c). The transcript has a single exon. Gene Ontology annotation, molecular function: tRNA binding. Gene Ontology annotation, biological process: mitochondrial tRNA 5'-end processing; positive regulation of mitochondrial translation. Gene Ontology annotation, cellular component: nucleus; nucleoplasm; mitochondrion. Bases 265 to 1824 code for a protein of 519 amino acids. NCBI's taxonomy places the organism in Eukaryota, Metazoa, Chordata, Actinopteri, Centrarchiformes, Sinipercidae. The record is from RefSeq and is a predicted model, not a curated record.